Molecule: messenger RNA, 933 nt
Organism: Sinocyclocheilus grahami
Lineage: Eukaryota; Metazoa; Chordata; Actinopteri; Cypriniformes; Cyprinidae
Gene: rab31
Product: RAB31, member RAS oncogene family
Exons: 7
Coding region: 161-745 (194 amino acids)
Molecular function (GO): GTP binding; GTPase activity
Source: RefSeq, a predicted model, not a curated record
UGAGUGACAGCUCAGUCGGUUCCGUUAGCUUUGAGAAAGAGCUGGUCAGAGUGUGUGUUUUACAGAUGAGCUGUCCGCUGGGACCGUGAUGGACGAGAGUCGACCGAACAAGACCGGGGACUGUUAGAAUAAUGCUUCAGCUGCCUUGACGUGCUUUAUAAUGGCCAUCAGGGAACUGAAAGUGUGUCUGCUCGGGGACACAGGCGUGGGGAAAUCAAGUAUUGUGUGUCGAUUCGUUCAAGAUCACUUUGACCACAACAUCAGUCCAACGAUAGGUGCAUCUUUUUUAACUAAGACCGUCUCCUGUGGAAAUGAACUUCACAAGUUUCUGAUCUGGGACACCGCAGGGCAGGAACGGUUUCAUUCGUUGGCUCCCAUGUAUUACAGGGGCUCUGCAGCGGCCGUCAUUGUUUAUGACAUCACAAAACUCGAUUCUUUCCAGAUGUUAAAGAAGUGGGUGAAGGAGCUGAAGGAACACGGUCCGGAGGAUAUAGUCGUGGCCAUAGCAGGAAAUAAAACCGAUCUGGGCGAUAUCAGGGAAGUUCCAACUAAAGAGGCGAAAGAUUUCGCAGAGUCCAUUGCAGCCAUAUUUAUGGAGACCAGUGCCAGAAAUGCAGUAAACAUAGAGGAGUUGUUUCAGAAAGUCAGUCGACAGAUCCCUCCGCUGGAGAACACAGACGCUGACAGCCACGAGUCCUUUAAACUGACACAGCAGCCUCCUCCCUCCAGCAAACGCUGCUGUUAGACAUCCAUCCGCAAGUCACUACAAGCGCCCUACAGCGUGAUCUCCUGUGGUAUCUGACCCAUGUGAUACAUAGAUUAGGAUCACAAUACACACAAAUCAAUGCGUUUUAAUGCAGGAGUCUAUUAACCAGAUGUGGAUACGGUCACAUGACUGACAGACAUAUAUAUUACAGUAGGAAACUCAGCCAU